Messenger RNA from Schistocerca nitens (vagrant locust), 1771 nucleotides. RefSeq names its product diuretic hormone receptor-like. Gene Ontology annotation, molecular function: peptide hormone binding; diuretic hormone receptor activity; G protein-coupled peptide receptor activity. Gene Ontology annotation, biological process: adenylate cyclase-modulating G protein-coupled receptor signaling pathway; cell surface receptor signaling pathway. The record is from RefSeq and is a predicted model, not a curated record. The transcript has 11 exons. Bases 1 to 1437 code for a protein of 478 amino acids. Gene Ontology annotation, cellular component: plasma membrane. Lineage: Eukaryota; Metazoa; Arthropoda; Insecta; Orthoptera; Acrididae.
AUGUGCAAGUUUCCUUCAACUCUGUUGUGGUCCUAUAUUGCUAAGCCCAUCACAGAAUAUGCACAGAGUGAGAACGAGAGGAAGAACGGCAGUAACUUAAUACAGUGCGAGAUACUGAGUGUGCGCAGGAAGAGCGGCGCAGCGAUGCAGCUGCGCGCGGACAGCGACAACGGCAGCAUGCUGCGCGAGCUGGAGUGCCUGCUGGGUGGCGCCGGCGCUGGAGACGCGGCCGUAGACGGGCCGCGGUGUGCGCGCUCCUGGGACCGCCUGCUCUGCUGGCCGGACACCGAGCCGGCCACGCUCGCCACCCAGCCCUGCUUCUCCGAGCUCAACGGCAUCCCCUACGACACCACCCAGAACGCGUCGCGGUGGUGCCACGCGAACGGCACGUGGUCCAGCUACAGCAACUACUCGCUGUGCCGCGACCUCAGCCCGCUGGCGGCCGACGAGCCCGGAGUCGAGGUGACGACGACGCUCUACUUCAGCGGCUACGCCCUCUCGCUGGCAGCGCUCGCCGUCGCCGUCGCCGUCUUCCUGCACUUCAAGGAGCUGAGGUGUUUACGAAAUACCAUCCACACGAACCUCAUGUGCACCUACAUUCUAGCGGACUUCAUGUGGAUACUCACAACCACGCUGCAGAUCGCUGUGCAGACAGAUGCCACAUCAUGCGUCGCGCUCAUCUUGCUGCUCCACUAUUUCCAUCUCACCAACUUCUUCUGGAUGUUCGUGGAGGGCCUCUACCUAUACAUCCUCGUGGUGGAGACUUUCACCGUGAAGAACAUUGAGCUUAGUGCCUACGUGGCCAUCGGAUGGGGCUGCCCUGCUCUCUUCGUGGCGAUGUGGGGUCUCGUGAAGACUUUCGCGCCAAGAGAAAGGGACACUCAGGUGCAGACGACGGAACCGCUCAUGCGGCAUUGCCCCUGGAUGAGCCCCGACAGCUACGACUGGCUGUUCCAGGCUCCAGCCAUCGCCGUACUGGCUCUCAACCUCAUCUUCCUAGUGAUGAUCAUGUGGGUGCUGAUAACGAAGCUGCGGUCUGCCAACACGGUGGAGACGCAGCAGUACCGGAAGGCCAGCAAGGCGCUGCUGGUGCUGAUCCCGCUGCUGGGCAUUACAUACAUCCUCAUGAUCGCAGGGCCCACCGAGGGCUUCUCCGCUGAGAUCUACGGCAACAUCCGCGCCGUGCUCCUGUCUACACAGGGCUUCACGGUGGCGCUGUUCUACUGCUUCCUGAACUCGGAGGUGCAGACGGCGGUGCGGCACCGGCUAGACAGCUGGCAGACGGCUCGCAGUCUCGGCGGCCCGGGAUCCGGCGCCCGCAGGCUCAGGAGGUCCAACAGCCGCGACGGCUCGCCCAGGUCCCGCACCGAGAGCAUACGGGUAGGCGAUGUGAUGCCGGCUGGAGGCCCCAGGGAGGUGUCGGACAGUCAGCUCUGAGGCAGCCGGCACUGUAGGCGCCAGCCUUCCACAACCUGCGCACGGGACAGACGUAAUGGAGCGCAGGCCAAGGGGGCCCCCGCCAUGCCAGCAGCGUGUGACCACACCUGCUGCCCACCGUACAUACAUAACAAACUUUAAGAGUACACUUGUCUCAUUGUGAUACAUGCUCCAAGAAGACUUCAUGAAGAGAACUGAUAGAAAGUAGUCUAAUCGACUGAUUCUGAAUAUAGUUCAACAGUAACGAACAGUUUACAACUAAGUGACUAUGACAGCCUCGUUAGCGAACAACCACUUGACAAUCUCAUUAGUCAACAAAAAGUCAUUCCGUCAU